Dracunculus medinensis (Guinea worm) is the source of this 1047-nucleotide messenger RNA. The record is from the annotation of a GenBank genome assembly. NCBI's taxonomy places the organism in Eukaryota, Metazoa, Nematoda, Chromadorea, Rhabditida, Dracunculidae.
AUGAAUUCCGAAUCACAAAAUAAUGCCAUUACUGUCGAUGAAGUUUUGGCUAAAAUACGUCGAACCCUCUGCAAAAAUUUGAACAAUAGCGACACUUUGGCGCUUCCUAGUUCUUCCAUGGUCAAAGUAAAACUGAAAAGUGAUAAACAGAUUAGUUCAUGCAAAUUUUUACUGAACGAAAAUGACGGCAUUAAAAGGGCAUUUGAUGAAGCUGAAAUAAACGUCAUAAAGAAUUUGCUGGCCGCUAUACCUUCGGGUUCAGAGAUAAUCGGUAAUGCCGUUUUCGAAGAAAUUGAAGAUAUGACUUCAACAAUCAACGAUUCUGCAAAACCGUAUUCUGGCCAUUCGCCUGAAGGCGCGAUUAAUAGUUUGAGCGAAUCGUUCGCUAAUGAACACGAUUUCUCUACUGAAUUCAGUAUCACGACUGAAAAUAUACCCUGCUUAAAUAUAUUCGGGCUCGAAAAUGCUAUUCAGAAAAAUAUAAGAUUUCUGAAGAAAUCAAACGAAACACUCGCAUAUUCAGUAUCGACGAUGAAUUCACGUCAGUUAUCGAGAAGCGAUAUGAAAUUCUUUAAAAUCUGUCAUUUGCUCGCACGAGUUGAAUGGUUUGAGUUAAGAAACGAUUUGGCUGAAGCAACCGUAAGAAAAAUCGAAGCGAUUUUAGAGGAAAGCAACUCAGCCUACAAGGAAAAGCGAGCAAAAUUGAAGAUUAUGGAAGAUUAUAACCGCAAACGACGAAACGAAUUGCUUAGAAUUGACAGAAUUGAACUAUUGCGAAAAAUUGAUAAUAUUCCCUUCGAAAAUUUAGAACGUGAAUUGGCGAUAUUUCGAGAAAAAAUUGCCGAAGCAGAAGCAGAAACUCUCAAUCUUACGCUUAAAAUUCGAACAAGGCAAACGAAGAUGGCCGUAGCGAAAGCAGAAAAAUACAGAAAAAUCGUCGAACUACUGGAAAAAGAAACAAUGGAAAAGAAGCAAUGGAAAAUUGUAUUUUAUCAGUCUUAUGAGCAGCAGAAACGAGUUAUAGAAAACAAAUACAAAGCAAGUUAA